GGAGGCAGUCCGUCCGCGGAAGGAGUGGCGGCCGUGGCGGCGGGGGCUGGGAGAAGAUGGCGGCGGUGGUGGGGAAAAGCGGGGUGGCUGCUGUGAAGCCGAUCUUCAGCCGCGACCUGACCGAGGCGAAGCGGCGAGUGCGAGAGCUCUACCGGGCCUGGUACCGCGAGGUGCCCAACACGGUACACCUCUACCAGCUGGACAUCACGGUGAAACAGGGGCGUAACAAGGUUCGGGAGAUGUUCAUGAAGAAUGCCCAAGUUAGAGACCCACGGGUGAUAGACCUGCUAGUUAUUAAGGGGAAAAUGGAGCUUCAAGAAACCAUUCAUGUCUGGAAGCAGAGGACUCAUGUCAUGAGGUAUUUCCACGAGACAGAAAUCCCACAACCUAAAGACUUUCUGUCCAAAUUCUAUGCGGGCCAUGAUCCCUGAGAGAUUGACUCUGUAUCUUCUUGCCUUGUAUUACAAAUAAAGUUCUAUGAAGUAGAAAAAAAUCUGCACGGAAAGAUUGCAUAACAAAUUAGGAGCCUAAUGACUGAAUCUGAAUCCAAAGCACAUGCAAGUUGUUAUGAUCUCUAUGGAGAGCUGUGUCCUCCUUGCUUUUGCCUGUGUGUAUUAUCCAUGGCUGAAGUUUGUCCUAUCACUUGCCCUGGAGUGUCUGCUGAAUAACCACAGCACAGCCUGGCUGUGGGGCUGCCUGCUGAGCUGCAGCCCUGUGUGCAGGUGUCAGCUCUGUGGAAGAGUAGAAAAGAGCAAGUUGUCAAAAAAGAACAGUAGUAGCAGAAAUACCCAUGUGGCUGAUGCCCAUCUGUAUUCAUGCAGUGUUUCUGAAUUUCAUGCUGACUUUGUUGACCUUGUGUUUUUUUACUUGGACAUUGUUCUCUGUUUACUUCCUCACAGAGAGUGGCAUAAAAUCUAAUAGCCAAAUAAAACCCUUUGUGCAAUAAAAAGA
Messenger RNA from Calypte anna (Anna's hummingbird), 951 nucleotides. It is a transcript of the gene NDUFA6, whose product is annotated as NADH:ubiquinone oxidoreductase subunit A6. The transcript has 3 exons. The record is from RefSeq and is a predicted model, not a curated record. Bases 57 to 431 code for a protein of 124 amino acids. NCBI's taxonomy places the organism in Eukaryota, Metazoa, Chordata, Aves, Apodiformes, Trochilidae. Gene Ontology annotation, biological process: response to oxidative stress.